AGAUGUUUGCGGAAGUUCGCGUUCACUGGGAUUUUCUUACAUCUCUAAGCUAACAAUUUACUUAUUUACGUAUGUUUUUACUUGUGCAACAUUUAUCAUUUAAAAUAGUUGGAUAUCUGUAGGUUGUAGUUAAUUAUCUACCAUGUCGUUGAUUGAAAAACAAGAAUAAAUCCUAGUCAUCGCUUUCUUAGUGGUGUAUUACUUAAUAGAGUUUAGCUGACACCCUUCUAAUUUUGGGUGAACCAUAUAGGCUCUGCACAUUUAGGCCCUUCAUCUUCUAUGCAUCUCAUAUGAUGAGCAUCAUCAAAUGUUUGUUUGCUAGGAUUAAUGUUGUGAAAGCUAGUGGAGAAGCUGCAGCUGAUGUGAAAUAAUGCUGGGCCGUGUCCUGUCAGCGAGGUCCUUGUUUGGGUCGGAUCGUCCUGGAUUCUGCCUGGUAACAUUCGCAUUGAUAACACUGAUGCUGCUGAUAUAUGCUGGGGGCAUCCAGGCAAGUCUGAGCGUAGGUCCAGGAGGAUACUUCCCCAGGUUCAGAGACGUGUUUCUGUAUGCUCUCAGUCAUGAUGACUCGCCCACCCUGCUGAUCAGCGUAGUUCUUCUGUUGCUGAUGGGGCCAUGUCAAGAGCGCCGCUGGGGAUCAGUGGCCUUUCUGUUCCUGUCCAUCCUCACAAUGGCCACACUGUCCUUUAUUUACACUCUAGUGCUGUUUGUCGGUGGAGGUGAGGCGAGUCGGAUCUGUGGUUACUCUGCCACCCAACUCGCUCUGUUUACGGCUCAGUGUCGACAGGCCACACAAAGGAGGCUGCUGAGGUGUUUACCAGUCUGGUUCCUGCCAUGGGUUUAUCUGCUGGGUGGUUUGCUGCUGAUGCCAGGAACACCAGCCCUGCUUCACCUCUGUGCAAUAUGCAUCGGACACAGCUAUCAUCAGCCCUUUAUUGGUGCGUUACAGGAACUGGAGGAGACCAGAGUGUUUGAUUUCAUUCCUAAUUGGUUGUAUGUUCCCACUUCAACCAGGUUCAGAUUGCCAACGUUUGCAACCUCACAGAGAUCACUUCCCCAGUUCAUGGUUGUGGAUCGUGCUGCUCCUCCACCAGAGAGGGGUCCUACAGUUUACAACAUUCACCCAUGGAUGGAGCCAUCACCUGCCUGGGUGAUGGAGGUGCAGUCUGCUGCUGUGUCUGAGGCAGAAGUGCUGGAGGAGCAGAUGCUACGAGCAGGGAUACUGGCUUCCUUACAGGAUGCUCCUGAAGAAGGGCCUGACACAAAAGUAGAGCUCCCAAAGUCAUCGGUUUCAUCUCUGCGGCUUCAACAGCUGGAGAAGAUGGGCUUCCCCACAGAGAAAGCUGUGGUGGCAUUAGCAGCAAGCAAGCAGCUAGAUGGCGCCAUCUCGCUACUUAUUGAGGACAGCAUUGGCGAACAAGCUGUAGUGGUAUCUAAGGGAAAGAGCCAUCCACCACAACAGAGCACCUAAACAAGCUCACAUUGCUGGACUCGUUCUGUUACACUAUUUGCACUUUUGAACCAAACUGGACACGCAUCUUGCUUGGGUUUUGCUGAGCUUCUGGAUUUUCCCAGUGGGUUACAUGAAGAACUUUUAAUGACGACUAUCUGAAAAACGUGGACAAAAAUCUGAAAUGUUUCCUAUUAAAAUUGUUUUUAUUUCCAUAACAGCA
Messenger RNA from Girardinichthys multiradiatus, 1670 nucleotides. It is a transcript of the gene rhbdd3, whose product is annotated as rhomboid domain containing 3. Lineage: Eukaryota; Metazoa; Chordata; Actinopteri; Cyprinodontiformes; Goodeidae. Gene Ontology annotation, cellular component: membrane. The transcript has 5 exons. The record is from RefSeq and is a predicted model, not a curated record. Bases 371 to 1468 code for a protein of 365 amino acids. Gene Ontology annotation, molecular function: serine-type endopeptidase activity; protein binding.